Molecule: messenger RNA, 909 nt
Organism: Tripterygium wilfordii
Lineage: Eukaryota; Viridiplantae; Streptophyta; Magnoliopsida; Celastrales; Celastraceae
Product: 18.5 kDa class I heat shock protein
Exons: 1
Coding region: 190-654 (154 amino acids)
Biological process (GO): protein folding; response to salt stress; response to heat
Source: RefSeq, a predicted model, not a curated record
CUGAAACAGUGACCUUUCAACGACGAGUUUGACUCUCGGCAACCCCCAAAUCGGUCUUUCGUGAAGCUACUUGAGUGCUCCCCUGCAUCCUAUAAAUCCCCCUGUACUCCUAUCUUCUCGCAGCAGUGACAAUUGAGUUUGAAAUCGUGCAAAGUUGAGAUCAAUUAGGGUUCAAUUGGUUGUGCAAUAAUGUCUUUGAUUCCAAGCUUCUUCAACAAUCGACGAAACAGCGUCUUCGACCCCUUCUCUCUCGACGUUUGGGAUCCCUUCAAAGACUUUACUUUCCCUUCCACUUCUCUUUCUCGCGAGAAUUCGGCAUUCGUAAACACUCGGGUAGACUGGAAGGAGACGCCGGAGGCCCACGUGUUCAAGGCAGACCUGCCGGGGCUGAAGAAAGAGGAAGUAAAGGUGGAGAUUGAGGAUGACAGAGUGCUUCAGAUCAGCGGAGAGAAGAGCGUGGAGAAGGAGGACAAGAACGACACUUGGCACCGUCUGGAGCGUAGCAGUGGCAAGUUUGUGAGGAGGUUUAGGUUGCCGGAGAAUGCCAAGUUGGAAGGGGUUAAGGCUUCAAUGGAGAACGGUGUCCUCACGGUAACAGUGCCUAAGGAGGAAGUGAAGAAACCCGAUGUCAAGGCCAUUGAAAUCUCUGGCUGAGAUUAGAAACGGCGUCGUAUAUAACUCUAUGUAAGCAAUAAGCAGUAUAAUGAAAUAAAUUUUUUGUCUGUGGAUGUGUGAUUGUCGUUUGGAGAUGCAUGAAGUUGUAAUGAAGGGUCGUGUGUUAUGUGAAUUUGCAAUGUAAGAUUCGUAGUUUCUAAUCAGACCAGGAUUUUGGUAUUUUUUUAGAUUUCAACUAUUUUGAAUCACUGAAACUACUAUUAUAUAUGAACAUGAACAUGAGGGGUUGCCCCA